AUGCUCCAGCAUGCGAUGGCGCUGCUGCUGCAGCGAUUGCUGGGCAAGUUUGUGACCUUUGACUCGAGCAUGCUCAAGCUAAGUCUAUGGCAAGGCGACCUGUCGUUCCAGGAUUUGCAGCUAAGGCUGUCGUACGGCGAGGGUGCUAUCGGCUAUUUGAGCGUCAAGAUCCCGUGGCGUGCGCUGUGGACGCAGCCCGUGCAGAUCAAAGCACAGGGCGUUCGCGUGUGGCUCCAUCAGACGCCAAAGACGAGCCACACGGAGCCGCAGGAGUCACAAGAGCCUGUGGACACGAGCAUUGAAGAUGGACAUGGAGACGAUCGGACGUACUUGUCGAAACUGGUGUCGCACAUUAUUGGCAACGUGCAAAUUGAAGUGUCGGACGUGCAGAUUCGGUAUGACUGUGAUCCCAGUUCGCUCGCACCGCGACCGGGAAGCGGCACGUUAGAAGUUGGCUACGUCAGUGUGAUGAACGCAAAUGCAGACUGGCAAUUGGAGUUCACGCUGCAGUCCAAUGCGGCAAUGAAAUCAAACAAGUUGCUGAAAGUUGAAGGCAUUGCAGCAUAUGUAGAGUAUCCCGAUAAGGAGAGCAGAAGAGGGUCAUAUUGUGAUCGUGUUUCUCCCGAUAUGUAUCGAAAAUAUUUAUUCCACGAGUGGUGCAGCACGAUCAAGGCAAGUCUGUACUACCACAGCGUUAACGCCGCAUUCCCCGAUGUAGAGUUGGAUGUGGAUAUAAGCUGUGAACCUGGUAAUGUUGCAGAAAAAUGCAGCAUAUGUGCUGCUCACAACACGUGUGGCACGAACAAAUAUGCACUGCCAGUCCACCAACCCCGAGUGCAUUUCGGACGUGAGCACGUUGACGUAUUAUAUGCUAUUUUGAUUGAAGUGAGGGCGCCAUAUGACGAAUACGAUCGCUUGACUGCAUUGACACGGCAGCAGACGUCACGAACUGAUGGCUUUUUGAUGGUGCUUUCAUACGCAAAGCAAUGGCUGUUGACCGAUUGUUUGGAUGCUGUGGUGGGAGAAACGUUUACUCUUGAGGCGGAGGAUGAAGAUGGUGACGACGAUGAGUUUGAGGAUGCCAUUACCCCUCCGAGUCUCUCCGUGCGUGCUCAGUUAAGGCAUGGAGCAGGGCUGUUUUUUUCUGCCAGAGAAUCUAUUGCUACGGGAAGCGAGGUCAUACGAGAAGCGCAGUGGAUAUGGGUUCUAGGAGAGACGAUUGCAGCUGUGAAGCAAUCAUGUGUCGAAGAUGAAAUCCAGCUUAGCGUUCAGUCACUACGAAUGUACGAGGUUAGUGAGUGCAGCGGAAGCUACAGCAUCAUUGAUCACGCAAGUGAAAGCUGCGACGGUGCUGACUCAGCAUUAGUGAAAGCGCCUAUCGUCCGAAUGUCGUGUGUCAUUCCUGCUUAUCAGAGCCGUCUUAUUGGGUACCAGCCUGUUCUGGACAUCCGAUUGGGCAGUAUCACGAUGUUCAUCAAAGACGACACGCUGCUUGUGUGGAUGACUCUCUUCGCACCAGUGUAUCUCUGGUGGAAUCGGUGGAAUUUGUCACACCCAAGUACAUCGGGUGCGUGCGACGAAGAUCGGUUUGCACCCAUCUCACACCUUGGAAUUCACGUGGAAAGGAUGUGCCUCGUGUACGCUCUUCACGACCAAUUUUGCUUUGGUGCUGAGCUGAGGGCUCUGUCGGUCGAAACGUUCGAGUCUGAUCAUGAGUUCGUCCAAAGUAUUUUUCGCUCAAGGAUCCGUUUGUUUUCGGCGAGCGAAAGCCUGACUUCGAUACAAGCCCAGACAAAUUUGAAUGACGUGAAAGGCUUGCAUAAUAUCGCAACCAUAGACGACCUCUCGCUGACGACAACGAGUCAUUCAAGAAUGCAUUGGUCGAUGGAUCACUAUAGCUGCAAGCACUGUGCGUUACGUGAUGGACGACUUCAUUACGAGCAGCGAGAGCUUGACAGCAACGAGGAAUCAGCUAUGUACCGUUACGUGGCUCAACUUUCCACUGUGCAAAUCGAUUGGACAGUGUCAGAGCUCGAAGCUCUUGCUUGGGUACUAGGAAAGUGGAGUUUCUUUAUGCCAGACAAGGCCGUUAUUAGGCCGGUUCAAAGUCCCAAUCAUACCGUAGCGAAGUCAGAGGUGAUUCUGAUUUGCCGCACGAAGUGGUCUAUCCGGACUCCCGAAAUUCAACUUCGCGUAGCUGAGAAUCGUAAAGGUCAGGAUGCCCAACCAAGUUUUACACUGUCUAUUAAAGAUGUGGAAUGGCUGUCGCACGCAUGUACGACGACCUAUUACCAAAGCAUAAGUGUAGCAUCGAUUUCGCUUCGAGAAGCUGAUAAUGAAACCAUUCAGGUUACAGGGAAGUUAGGAUUACACACACCAGCUUUUCGUGUGACACUUCGGUGUGACCGAGCAAACCCUUGCGAAAGCCAAGAAGCAGAAAAGAGCCUUCAAGCAGUCUUACAAUCCGGUCGUCAAAGUACACGCGUUGUUUUCACUAUUCAGUGCUUGUACGGGGAGCUUUUUCUUCCGAAUAUUCAAGUAAUCCGGGUAUGGUUAGGAGAUUGUUAUGACAGGUAUUUGCUAGGCUUCAUUCUGUCGGCCAAUGCGGGGUACGCACUCGAUGAUUUUCGGCGUAAUUUGUCAAAGCUGGGAUCGGAAGCUUCGAUAAAGUCAUUGAAAGACUUGCCUUGCUCGAAUAACGAGGUUCUCGUUCGUUUGUUGGUCACUCAUGGCUUGCAGCUUAAAGUAAAGCACCUAGACCAAACACCGAGUGCCGCUCUCGAUGGCUUGACUCCCAUUCAAACAAUUGCUAGCAUUAAAGUUUCGAGCGUGUCUGUGCAAGUCAGUGGGUCUGGUGCUGUAUGUGGCACGGUGGUUGAAGUCAAGGGUAGCUUGCGAAACUUGCGGUUGACUGACUUGACUUCUCCAAGUGGAUCACUGCCAACGAAAGCAAAGCAGUCGAACCGACAAUCGAUUGGCUCGCCCCCAGAUGUCCUUGACAGAGUUUCUGACGCAGGAUCCGUUGGCGUGAAAAAUCUCGUCGACUUUGUGGUCAACUUCCCAGAAUGUGCUGACAAUAGGGUCAUGGUUCGUGUUCGCUUGGACUCAGUUUGCAUUGUAUACCUCCACCGGGUAUUCAAACAGUUUUACCACUACAUUUUCGACCAUGUUUUCGAGCUUUUACGUAAUCCGCUGAUGUAA
Peronospora matthiolae is the source of this 3201-nucleotide messenger RNA. NCBI's taxonomy places the organism in Eukaryota, Oomycota, Peronosporomycetes, Peronosporales, Peronosporaceae. The record is from the annotation of a GenBank genome assembly.